Messenger RNA from Rhineura floridana, 1829 nucleotides. Its product is annotated as sulfotransferase 2B1-like. The record is from RefSeq and is a predicted model, not a curated record. Gene Ontology annotation, molecular function: sulfotransferase activity. Gene Ontology annotation, cellular component: cytoplasm. Bases 460 to 1410 code for a protein of 316 amino acids. The transcript has 7 exons. NCBI's taxonomy places the organism in Eukaryota, Metazoa, Chordata, Lepidosauria, Squamata, Rhineuridae. Gene Ontology annotation, biological process: sulfation.
AUCUUGGCCUACUUUAAAGGAUUGUUGGCAGGGUUGCUGGGAUGAUACGCUUUGGAUAUUGGAAAUGUGUUGCUUCACUCCUAAAUUCAUAUAUUGUACACGAGUACAGCAGCAGGAGAAAUAUGACUGCAGAGCCCACACUAUUGGCUCUGCUGAGAGAUUAGCUCUAUUUAGCACCUGAACAGAGUGCAUUUGAUGUGUUUAUCACUUUAAGAAGUUUGAAACUUUAAGAACCGGUGCCUGAACUUCCUUUUUCUCCUCUUUGCCUGUCCCUUUUUUGGGGCUUUUUUUGGGGGGGGUGUGUAUUUUCAAUUUUAAAGCUGCAAAAUAGCAAAUGUCUUCUUUCUAUGCCAAUUUUCUUGCUCUUAUGUAAGCUGCUCUGGGAAUGUUUUCAGCUAAGCAACAAGUCGUGUAAUAUGCUUUAAGAAGAUCAAAGGUUCCAAAUGGGGAGAAAAAUUCAUGUCAUGUGGCCUGCUACUGGAAAGGCAAAAACCAGAGGAAGGAAAGAGCAGAGGAAGCAGAGCUUUUCCAAUGUCAUCAGAUACAUUUUUCACCCACAAGGGGAUCUCAUUCCCCACAGUGAUAUACUCAGCCGAAUCACUUAGCUAUGUGGAAAAUGAAUUCCGCCUCUUGGACGAUGAUGUACUGAAUAUCGCUUACCCCCAAUCAGGUUCCAAUUGGAUGAUGGAGAUCUUGGGAUGGAUCCGGCAUGAAUGGGACCCCUCAUGGGUUCGCAGUGAGAAAAUAGGGGAAUGGUCACCCUGGAUUGAGACCUUUGAAGGCCUGAAGAUCGCCUUGAAAUAUCCUCCACCCAGGCUUCUGGCUGCUCAUCUGCCAUUCAGCCUUUUCCCUAAGUCCUUUCUCCACUCCAAGGCCAAGGUUAUUUACACCCUCCGUAACCCCAAGGAUGUGCUGAUCUUGUGCUACCAUUACUCCAAGAGCUGUAAAGGAUGGAAGGACCCUGGCACUCUCGAGGAGUACCUGGAGGAGUUCCUGAUUGGAAAUGUAUCCCAUGGUUCCUGGUUUGAACAUGUGAAAGGCUGGCUGCAGCUGAAGAACAGAGACAACGUCUUUUUCAUCACUUUUGAAGACCUGGAGCAGAACCUGCGAAGUAGCAUAGAGAGGAUCUGUCACUUCCUUGGCAAGGAGCUCAAGACCCACCAAAUUGACUCUGUAAUGGAAAACACCUCCUUCCAGACAAUGAAGAAUGGCAGAAUGGCCUACUUACCUCAGCAGAAAGAGAGCGUUUUUCCCCAUAAGAAAGGGAUGCUUGCGAAGUCAGAUGACAAUAGACCUAAAGUGACCUCUGGGGACUGGAAGAACUACCUGACAGUGGCACAGAGUGAACGCUUUGACCGUUUUUAUCAUGCGAAUAUGCAGGGUUUGGAUCUGACCUUCCCAUGGGACUGAAGAAUGUCUGAUGGUUCCUCUUGCUGUUUUGCAUCCUCACACACUCUUCUAUGUGUCAUAUGGUUCAUGCUCCUUCUACUAAACAGACAGGUUGUAUUGCUGCGGAAUUAUUUCUUCAGAUGUGGUCAGAAGGUGAAUCAGUAAUAGGAUGGUUUUAUUGUAUUUUGUGUACAAUAUAUAUAUUGUAUGACAGAGGUGGGGAACCUGUGGCCAAAUGUUGUUGGACUACUACACCCAUCAUCCCAGACCGUUGGCUAUGCUGGUUGGGGCUGAUGAGAGCUGGAAUCUAUUAACAUCUGGAGGGGCAACGUUUUCCCACACCUGUUAUAUGCUGUUAGUUUUUUAUUUUGUAAGCUGCCUACAGAAUUGUAUUGAUGUGCAGCUACAUAAAUGUAAUUACCAAUAACAACCAUACAACA